Molecule: messenger RNA, 2037 nt
Organism: Nematocida ausubeli
Lineage: Eukaryota; Fungi; Microsporidia
Exons: 1
Coding region: 1-2037 (678 amino acids)
Biological process (GO): transmembrane transport; monoatomic anion transport
Cellular component (GO): plasma membrane
Molecular function (GO): mechanosensitive monoatomic ion channel activity
Source: RefSeq, a predicted model, not a curated record
AUGGCAGUGUCUGAAGAAGAGUCUCAUGAUAUAUCUAAUAGCACAUCCGAAAGCAUCUGCGAUGAUAAUGAAGAGAUCAUAAUUAAGUACACAAUGUAUGAUAGAUUUUAUAAUAAGAUGCUAUCUCUUAAAGAAGUCUCUCUCUACUAUUAUUCUCUGUUCUUACUAUCAUUAUUACUAUUUAUUGUUAAGUAUGUUAUACUUUACUGUAAUAUAGACACAGCUAUAACACUGUAUAAUAAUAGCACUCAAAUUACCGUAAAUCUAUCGUAUAUUAUUUCCCUGCUGUGCAUAGCAGUGUUAUCUUAUACGAUUAUUGAUGUAUUUCUGUAUUAUGUGACGGGUUAUCUGUUAAAUAGAGAUAUUUUGAUAUUAGUGCUAUUUUACACGAACAAUGUGACAAGUCUUGUCUCUAGCAUAAUAGUAAUUAUAAUGAGCAUUUUGUACAUGAAGAUAAAUGAUCUGGAUUAUAAGCUAAAAAGUACUCACAUAAUUGGGCUGGAGCAGGUCCUGACAACCUGCUGUUUAUCACUGCUUGUCAUCCUGAGCAAGGAUAUUUUUGUGAAGAAAGUCAGAAUGGGUUUCAAUCACAGCAACUACCUCAUAAGAAUACAGAAGUGCUUGUGGGAGCACCAGUUCAUUAGGACACUGGAAGUUGUGAAGAAGCGAAUUAAAGCAUUGAAAAGUGGAAGGAAGAAGUACUGGAUGUUCAAGGACACAAACAACACAACCAGAGCAAGUGAGAGAGGGACAGUCCGGGAGAGGCACUCAAGCACAGCAGAGAGAAAUCCUGCAGGCACUCCUGUCCCCAGCAGCACAGGAAGUGCAUCUCGCAUUGAGAACCCAGGAAAUGCAAAUGAUCCAAGCACUCUUAGUAGAGUAGAUGACACUCAGCCAGAUAGAAAUAAUAAUCUCACUCAGGCAGAUAAUAAUGAAGGCACUGAAGCAAACGACAAUAACGAAGAGUUUGAUGACAUUGCGUACUUUAAGCCAAAGACACUAAAUCCUGCACUGAAUGACCUCUCAGACAUAAAGCAAAAAAUGAUCAUCUUCAAGGAAUUUGAGAAGAUGAUGAACUUAAAGAUAUACCACGUGGAUAGGGGAAUACCUGAUAUAAAGCACGAGUCAACAAAGAAAGCAGAGAAGAUUUGCUACUGGCUCUCAACAGAGAAGAAAAAGUUCCAGAUAAAGCAUCUUAAGAAGUACAUUGACCCAGAGUAUAUAGACCACAUUUCUUCCCUUCUGAAUCUCUCUGAGUCGCAGUCUCUCUCAGAGAAGGAGGUUUCUUCUCUCAUUGAGAAAACAAAAAGAGAAAAAUACGCAGUGAAAAAGAGUUUGGAGCAGAUGGAUAAGGCACUCUUGCGGGUGAGCCAUUUUAUCACAGGAACCAUUUUCCUGUUUGCAAUUAUUGCACUUUUGGCCCCAACUAUCUCUGCAAAUGAUGUGGUGAAGGGGGUCUUUGGAACCUUUUUUGGUCUUGGGUUUAUCUUCCAGACAAGUGUCAAGAAUGCGAUUGACAGUGUGAUAUUUCUGUUUAUAAUACACCCGUACGAUAUUGGGGACAGAAUAAGAAUAGAGAUAGAUAAGGAGGAGAUGAACAUGAUCGUGUCAGAGCUGAAUGUCUUCUCAACAGUGUUCUAUGAGUGGAAUGGGUCAAAGAUAUACAUACCAAAUCACGUGCUGCUGCAGAAGGCAAUAGUGAAUGUGAGAAGAAGUGGGCUGAUGGCAGAGAAUAUAGUCUUCCAAGUGGGCUUUGACACGCUUCCAGAGAAAAUCCAGCACCUAAAGACAGAAAUAACAAAGUUCAUUAAAAAGCACCCGAAAGACUUCUCUCCGUAUUUCAUGUUCAACUACCACGGGAUAGAAGACGCGAAUAAACUGCAUCUGAAGAUCUAUUUGCAGCAUGCAAGUAACUGGCAGAACUAUGAAGGAUACUUGCAGAGAAAGGCAAAGUUCAUUAUGUUCUUAAAGCAAGCAAUCAUAGAGCAGAAGAUAGAGUAUGCACUGCCUGUGCAAAGAUUAGAGAUUGUCAAGUGA